CUCUCAGCCUACUGUAGUGCUACACAGGCCAGCAGACAUGGAGACUAAUAGCAAAGAAACACUACAAGCAGACUUUGAUGUAUUUGAUAUUUCUGAAGAGUUUGGAUUUCUACUUGAAGAGCCACUGACUCACCUCCCAGACCAUUAUCAGGUGUGGCUGGACCUCGCAAAUAAUCUCACACAUCUGAUAGAAUCACGUAAACUACGGGAUCUGGUUGAUAAGAUGCCGGUCUUGAGUCCAGAUCUUUUGAGUGACCAUCGGGAGCUUAGGCUCGCUCACCUAGCACUAGGAUUCAUCAGCAUGGGAUAUGUAUGGCAGGAAGGACAACAUGCACCUGCUGAGAUACUCCCAAAGGCUCUGGCCCUGCCUUUUUGGCUGGUAUCACGCAGACUUGGCCUUCCACCGAUCCUGACAUAUGCAGAUUCAGUUUUAGCCAACUGGAAGUUAAAGGAUCCCACAGGGGAUAUGAGAAUUGGGAACAUGGACCUGAUAUUUUCCUUCCCUGGUGGUGACACUUGCAGGGGAUUCUUUAUUGUGUCACUGCUGGUUGAGAUGGCGGCUUCACCCGGCAUAAUGGGGGCGCUGGAGGUGAUGCGCGCCAUUAAAGUCUCUGACCUCGCUGGGAUAAAAAAUGGCCUCAUCAAAGUAACUCAGUCUUUAAAGAAGAUGAAGGAAAAAUUCAAAUUUAUGCACAAUCACGUGGAGCCAGCUGCAUUUCAUGGAAAAUUGAGAAUUUUUGUCUCAGGAUGGAGAAACAACCCAAUGCUUCCAAGGGGGGUGAUGUAUGAAGGUGUGAGCGAUGAGCCUAUUUUGUUAUCAGGUGGGAGUGCUGCCCAGAGUUCAGCUAUUCAAUGCUUUGAUGCUUUGCUGUGCAUCCAGCAUGAGGAAGAGACAGGAGCGUUCCUGACACGCAUGAGAGAUUACAUGCCUCCUGCCCACCGUCAGCUGAUAGAAACGCUCUCCGUCUGUCCACCGCUGCGAGACUUCAUCUUGUCCUGCUCCAACUCUGACCUCUGUCAGGCCUACAACUCUUGUGUCUCCGCACUGGUGGAUUUACGAAACUAUCACCUCAAUACUGUGACCAAGUACGUCAUUAUUCCUGGUAACCACGCGCAAUCUGUGGGCUGUCCAUUCAGAGGUGUGGGUACUGCACUCAACACCACUGGGACUGGUGGAUCCAACCUCAUGGUCUUCCUUAAGAGUGUUCGUAACACCACUCAAAAGGCACUGAUUUUAGAGAGACUAUCAUAGUCUAGAAACUUCAGUGUAAUUCCUGGCACAUAUAUACUGCUCCAAAAAAAUGAAAGAAACAUUUUUAACUCAGAGUAUAGCAUCAGGUGAAUUAAAUUUCUGGGAUAUUGAUCUGGUCAGUUAAGUACCAGAGGGGGUUGUUAAUGAGUUUCAGCUGCUUUUGUGUUAAUGAAAUUAACAGGUGCUUUAGAGGGGCAAUAAUUUGACAACCCCCAAAACAGUAAUGGUUUUACAGGUGCAGGACACUAACAUUUUCCCCUCCUCAUCUUCUCUGAAUGUUUUUUUCUGUAGUUUUGCAUUUGGCUAGGGUAAGAGCCACCACUUUACUAUUAGUACAAAACUUCCAGGACAGCACAUCAAUGCGAGCCAUUGCCAGACGAUUUGCUGUCUCUCCAGCACAGUCUCAAGUGCAUGGAGGAGAUUCCAGGAGACAUACAGUUACUCUAGGAGACCUGUAGAAGGUGAUAUAUAUGCCUGAUAUAUGUCCUUUGUGCAAGGAGGAACAGGAUGAGCACUCCCAGAGCAAAAUGACCUGCAGUAGGCCGCUGGUGGGAAUGGCACUGCCCUGUGCUUUUCAGUAGGUUAGCCCUAAGAUCAUGUGACAGAGGUGAAAGGGCCUAGCAAUGCAAUGCUGCCUGUAACAUUGUUCAGCAUGACCAGUUUAGUGGUGGGUCAUUUAUGGUCUGGUGAGUCACAUCCUUGCACACACAGACCUCUACAGGCUAGGCAACAGCAUCUUGACUGCCAUUAGGUAUUGGGAUAAAAUUCUUGGACCCACUGGCAGACCCUCCGCUGUGGGUUAUGGCUUCCUCCUGGUGCAUGGCAAUGCCUGGCCUCAGGGCGUGAAAGUAUGCAGGUAGUAGCCAAAAACACAAAGCAAAAAUGAAAAUCAGCACAAAGACACUUCAAAACGAUCGCCAUAGUGAUUCUACUGUAGAAACCUGAACAGGAAGAAACGGAGGCUGCUGCCUGACUUCUUAUCAGUUUGUUAACUGUUGAAAUUCAGGGUCACUGCUGGCCUGGGGUUGGCAUUCGCUCAGCUUUCACUCUGGGUUCUUGGCUAGCUUAGUGUUAGCAUGCUGUCUGGCUAGCCUAAUGUUAGCAUGCUAUCUGUGCACGUGCUUGCAAACAGCCGAUGUUGCAGCAUAAAGUAUCUGUCUCUGGGAAUUGGUUCUUGUCGUGAUUCCCAUCCCUAUUACCCAGUCCAUAUCAGUUUUCUCUGUAUUAUUGCCUUUACCGUACAAAAGAGGUAAAGAUACUACAAUUAUACAGCGCCUUGAGGCAACUGUUGUUGUGAUUUGGCACUAUAUAAAUAAAACUGAUUUGAAGAUCGGUUUAAAUAUCCAGGAUUUUUGAACAGUGUAAAAAUAUGUAUUAUAACCAAAACUUUUUCAUACGCAACACUCUAAAUGUAGUUCUAAAUCACAAAAAAUAUCACCAUCAUUCAAAUCAGCCAGAUCUUUUCAUCCGUAUUGAAUUUUCCAAGCACUUACCCUGACAUUAGUAAAUCUUCGAGUAAACUUUUGUUUUUUUAGAUAAAUGAUUAUUGGGUUUUCACUCUUUGAUGCUGUCAUGGAUGAUUUCUAGCACGAAUACGUCACUACAUUAACAAAGUAUUCUGUUUGAAAACUGUACCUCUUUACUUUAAUACUACUAUCAACAAUUUUUUUUAUACAUUUUCUCGUGGAGAAUUGCAUGACAAACUUGAGCUAUGUUUACACCUAUCACAUACACACAAAAAGCUCCCUGAGUAUUAACACACAGUUUUGGAAGUAAACCUGUUUCUAAGAAAUGGGUUUCUCCAUAGGUCACAGGACAAAAACAAACUAAUGACAUAUAGUUAGGGAAUCCAGCAGCACACAUUUUCAACUUUUCCUCCAAUGACCUUCCGUGUCUGCCUGAAGACCUAGCUUGUUUUGGCUUCACAGGUGUCACAGUGUGGAGUGGUGAAAGUAAAAAAAAAAAAGAACUUUUACCACAAUGCUCUUGUAAGCUUACAGAGUAGUGCAAACUAGUGGAAAUAAUUAUUUCCAAUGACUGGUACCAUUGUUACAUCAUGUUUGUGGCAACUAAAAGCUUUUAAAUCUACUAAUCAAAGCACACUUUAUGUUUAUAUAAUCCUUUACAAAAUCAAGUAAAACAGACUAUGAAACAGAGAGGCACUAAGUGUGGUGAUUGUUUUAUUUUCAAGUGUAAUUGUGCUUGUAUGCAUUUGAACCCUAAUAUUGUUUUGUUUGUUUCUUGUUGUUUUAGCUCAACUGAAUAGUUGCUGAGGCCUUAUGAUGGUCAAACUCUCUUAUACAGAAUUGCAAGGUGGAGGGGGUAGUUGUUGAAUAAGUGUGUUUCCUCCAUUCUGUACUCCCUUUUUCAUUAAUGAAACCCUCAGUGUUGCUUUAUAUGGUCACAGGAGAAAAAAAAGUUAGGUCUAUAGCGUAUAGAGACUGGUUGAUAACUUCUCCCACCAGGGGUGAUUUUAGCCCAUUUUAGCCCAUUUUUUGGGGGUGCUGAAGCAAAAUCAAAGCACCACCAAAGACUUCUUACUUUUUUGACAAUAUUUACUGUUUGUGUGACACACUACUAAAAAUAUAAAA
Messenger RNA from Pundamilia nyererei, 3843 nucleotides. Its product is annotated as indoleamine 2,3-dioxygenase 2-like. The coding region runs from base 38 to 1252 and encodes 404 amino acids. Gene Ontology annotation, biological process: 'de novo' NAD+ biosynthetic process from L-tryptophan. Gene Ontology annotation, molecular function: L-tryptophan 2,3-dioxygenase activity; indoleamine 2,3-dioxygenase activity; heme binding. The record is from RefSeq and is a predicted model, not a curated record. The transcript is spliced from 10 exons. Lineage: Eukaryota; Metazoa; Chordata; Actinopteri; Cichliformes; Cichlidae. Gene Ontology annotation, cellular component: cytoplasm.